AGUUUAAUAACUCUGAUAGUGAUAUUAAUCCAAAUUUGAAUGAUAUUCAUGAAACAACAGAAAAGAAUGAAAUUGAUACAGAAUCUCAAUCUGAUAACAUUAUUGCCUCUACAGUAUAUCUUUACCACGUAGUAUCUCCACGAAUUCAACUAAUCAAAGUACAACUACAACUUUUCCAACGAAAAGAGAAAAAAAUCGACAUGCAAUGA
Ambispora gerdemannii is the source of this 209-nucleotide messenger RNA. The record is from the annotation of a GenBank genome assembly. NCBI's taxonomy places the organism in Eukaryota, Fungi, Glomeromycota, Glomeromycetes, Archaeosporales, Ambisporaceae.